AUGGCCAGUUCUCCCAGAACCAGCAAGGGCCAGUACCUGCACGGCCCGCAGCAGUUGCGUCUUGAGGAGCGACCAAUGCCCUCUCUCGGCCCGUCUGAUGUGAGAAUCCGCGUCCGGUCAACAACCUUGUGUGGCUCCGACAUGCAUUACUUCAAGUUUGGCAGAAAUGGAUCAAUCGAAGUCAAAGAGCCCUUGUGUGGUGGACACGAAGCAGCGGGUGAGGUGGUGGAAGUUGGCGCGACCGCUCUGGAAACUGGGAAGUUCAAAGUCGGCGACUCGGUGGCAAUAGAGAGUGGUGUUGCAUGUCUGGAAUGCGACAGAUGUAAAGCUGGCCGAUAUAAUAUCUGCGCCAAAAUGCGCUUCCGAAGCAGCGGCGCAUCGUUCCCCCAUUUCCAGGGAACUCUUCAGGAGUUCGUCGACCAUCCCGCUGAGUGGUGUCACAAGUUAUCAACGGCACUCUCAUUUGAUGAUGGUGCUUUGCUGGAGCCCCUGUCCGUCUGUGUUCAUUCUGUCAACAGGGCCGGUAUGAAGCAAGGGGCGCAAUGCUUAGUUCUUGGUGCUGGGGCAGUCGGUCUCCUGUGCGCUGCUGUUGCAAAAAUUGAACAUAAGAGCCCUGUUGUGAUUGCCGAUGUUGACAAAGGCCGGGUUGCAUUCGCCCUGGAACACGGCUUUGCAGACGUAGGAUUCGUGGUUGACCCGAAGAAAGGGGACACUGUUGAAAGCCGUCUUUCCGUUGCGAAGGAUCUGGCCCUUCAGAUUGGCAACCAGCAAUGGCCAGGAGGUGAAGAGGUACGCCAGGUUGACCAUGUUUUUGAGUGUACAGGGGUCGAAAGUUGCGUGCAAACAUCGAUAUAUGCGACUAAAAAUGGCGGAAAUGUUGUGCUUGUGGGAAUGGGAACUGCCAUUCAAACAUGGCCUAUCGCAGAGCUCACGGGUCGUGAGAUCAAUGUGGUAUCAGUGUGGCGCUAUGUGAAUUGCUAUCCUCGAGCAAUCGAGAUCAUGGAGGGUGUGAGAGCCAAUUCUCUCAAACCAGACGUGACGAAACUCAUUACGCAUCAUUUUGUCGGGCUCGAUUCUAUUCCAUCGGCCUAUGACACUGCCGGGAAGACACGAGAUGGAGACUCUAAGUUGGUUAUUAAGACAGUCGUUAAGCUCUGA
Molecule: messenger RNA, 1158 nt
Organism: Penicillium verrucosum
Lineage: Eukaryota; Fungi; Ascomycota; Eurotiomycetes; Eurotiales; Aspergillaceae
Product: NAD(P)-dependent alcohol dehydrogenase
Exons: 3
Coding region: 1-1158 (385 amino acids)
Biological process (GO): D-sorbitol catabolic process
Molecular function (GO): zinc ion binding; L-iditol 2-dehydrogenase (NAD+) activity
Source: RefSeq, a predicted model, not a curated record